CCUGUGAUUGGUGUAGCGAUGACAAAAGGGCGUGACUUCCAUGGUCCCGCCCUACGUAGCAGACUACUUAGAGGAGGUGGCGGCGCGUUUCUACUUACGGCGCCGCUGCACGGCCUGGCUAGCGGAGUUUGCUGCGGCCCUUGAGCGACUUUGCAGGCAGCCCCGGCGCCUCGACCAUCAUGCCGCGCUCGUUCCUUGUCAGGAAGCCCUCAGACCCCAACCGCAAACCCAACUACAGCGAGCUGCAAGAUUCCUCUCCGGAGCUUACCUUCCAGCAGCCCUACGACCAGGCCCACCUGCUGGCAGCCAUCCCACCGCCCGAGGUGCUCAACCCCACGGCCUCUCUGCCGACACUCAUCUGGGACUCCGUCCUGGCGCCUCUGGGCCAGCCCCUCGGCUGGGCCUCCCUGCAGCCCCAGGAGAGCCCCAAGGCAGCCGAGCUGACCUCCUUGUCUGACGAGGACAGCGGGAAGGGCUCCCAGCCCCCCAGCCCACCUUCGCCGGCCCCUUCGUCCUUCUCCUCCGCCUCGACCUCUUCCCUGGAGGCCGAGGCCUAUGCUGCUUUCCCCGGCCUGGGCCAACUGCCCAAGCAGCUGGCUCAGCUCUCCAUGGCCAAGGACCUCCAGUCUCGCAAGGCCUUCAACUGCAAAUACUGCAGCAAGGAAUACCUAAGCCUGGGCGCCCUCAAGAUGCACAUCCGGAGCCACACGCUGCCCUGCGUGUGCGCCACCUGCGGGAAGGCCUUCUCCCGGCCCUGGCUGCUGCAGGGCCACGUCCGGACCCACACCGGUGAGAAGCCCUUCUCCUGCUCCCACUGCAACCGCGCCUUCGCCGACCGCUCCAACCUGCGCGCCCACCUGCAGACCCACUCGGAGGUGAAGAAGUACCAGUGCAGGACCUGCGCCCGCACCUUCUCCCGCAUGUCCCUGCUCCACAAGCACCAAGAGUCCGGCUGCUUGGGGCGGCCCCGCUGACCUCCCCGACUCCAGAAGGAAGGAGCCUGUCCUUCCCGCCCCCUCGGAGUUCCCUUCUGAGAAUCCAUCUGGCUGCAUCCGACCCUGAGGACUUUGGUGAAGCCGCUUCUGGUUCUGUUCUGUCCACUCGGGGCCUGGGGCAGGGUGGCACCGAGAGAGGCCCUGGGUGCCCUUUGCUUGGAGUCCUUCCUGGCAGCCGUGUGGGAGCUUGCUCGGACUGGCCUCUUGGGUUUGUGUAUCCAGAGCCCUUUGGAUACAGCUCAGCCCACUCAGGCCCCACACACCCCUACCUCCGCCUCCCCAAGAAACCCUCAGGCCACUUUCCUCAAAGUGUGACUAACUAUGCAAUAGCCCACUCUGGGUGCGUCUUGUGCCUCUGGGGCGGUUUCAGGACACCAGGACGGACUUGUCCAGACCUCCAGGUGCCCCUGGGCCUGGGCAGCUAUUCAGCCUCCUGUUUGUCAUGGUGACACCUGUCUCAUGGGCAGUUUAACAGUGUCUCAAAAGGGACUGGGAGUAAUGGCCUUCAGUUGUCAGGGGCCAAGUGGGUGCUUCGGCCUGACCAAUGUGUCUCCCAGAACUAUUUUGGGGGCCCAACAGGUGGGCCUGGGAGAAAGAUGUUUACAUUUUUAAAGGUACACUGGUAUUUAUAUUUCAAUCAACAUUUUCUAUAAGGGAACAUUUUGUAUAGUGUUAUAUGUACAGUUUAUUGAUAUUCAAUAAAGCGUUAAUUUAUUAUGAA
Molecule: messenger RNA, 1716 nt
Organism: Cavia porcellus (domestic guinea pig)
Lineage: Eukaryota; Metazoa; Chordata; Mammalia; Rodentia; Caviidae
Gene: Snai1
Product: snail family transcriptional repressor 1
Exons: 3
Coding region: 180-974 (264 amino acids)
Biological process (GO): regulation of DNA-templated transcription
Molecular function (GO): RNA polymerase II cis-regulatory region sequence-specific DNA binding; DNA-binding transcription repressor activity, RNA polymerase II-specific
Source: RefSeq, a predicted model, not a curated record